Messenger RNA from Drosophila ficusphila, 7728 nucleotides. Its product is annotated as oligouridylate-binding protein 1. Gene Ontology annotation, molecular function: RNA binding. The record is from RefSeq and is a predicted model, not a curated record. Lineage: Eukaryota; Metazoa; Arthropoda; Insecta; Diptera; Drosophilidae.
ACGAAGGCGCUUCGCUUUCAGUUUGAAUUGUGUCCUCGUUAAGAAAGGAUAUUCGUUACAUUGUUGUUAAGUUGUUAUUAUAAUUUCUCAAACAAACCAACCAACCAACCAAAGCAACCCAAAGCAAACCGAAAGCCAACUGCUCGCUAAAGAGAAUUCAAAAUAAAAACCGAAAAAAAAUCAAACCAAGGGAGUCCUCGAGCCUCGAGCGCUGCGGAUUCUGCCUGGGAACAUAAUUCAAAACCACAUGAACUUUUCGAAAACAAAUUUCAUUGGUCUGUGAUAAGUGAAGGUCAAGCAAAGAGGAAAUUUUUUAUGAAAACUAUAAACCAACCACAAACAACACGAAGCGGAACAAACGGCAAGGAAAACCACAAAAGGCAGCGUUUUCCAAAUUAGCAAAAUUGUAGAAAUUAUUUAAUGCAUCAAAUCGUUUGACCAAACAACAAGCAGCGCCAGCAGCAACAACAACAGUGCGGUUUCACACAAAAAGGCGGCCAUUAAAAUAACAAAAAAAAAAAAAAAACAAAACAAAAACAAAAAACAAACAAAAAAGGGAAAAACCUAGCCAAAUUAUAACACAAUUUAUUUAUAUCAUCAACUGCAAGGCGGCAGGCACUUCAUUAAGGAUCAAAGCGAGCUGCGUGCAACCGCAGAACGUGCAAAUUCCGCACCGCAACAGCAAAACCAAAAGCAAAGGCAGUAGCAACAGCAGCAGCAGCACCACCACCAGUACUCCAUCUGCACCUCCACCUUCACUGACCUCCCCCGGAGCCACUGCACCACUGCGCCAGCCGGAAAAUGUUGGCCAUGCCCACGCUGAUGAUGCCAGCCACCGCCCAGAUGACGCUCAGCGCCGCCCACGGAAAGCCCUACGAGACAAAGCUGCUGGCCAUCCACCAGACGCACCUGCAGCAGCAGCAGCAGCAGCAACAGGCGCCCGCCCCGCAGCAGCAGCAGCCGCAGCAGCAGCAGGCGCCCAACGGCAAGCAGCCGCAGCAGCAGCAGAUGACCAUCGUCACCACGCAGCAGCAGCAGCAGCACCCCCAGUCGCAGUCGCCGCACCAGCAGCAGCAGUCGCAGCAACAGGCCGCCGCAGCCGCCGCAGCCGCCGCCGCCGCAGCAGCGGCCGCCCACCACCAGCAGCAGCAGGCCGUCGCCGCCGCCGUCUGCGCCGCCCAGCAGCAGGCCGUGGUGGUGCAGCAGCAGCAGCAGCAGUACCAGAUCCACUCGCAGCAGCAGUCGCCGCAGCAGCAGGUGCUCUGCAUCUCGCCCAAGCAGGAACAAUUCCACAUCUUUGUCGGCGACUUGAGCUCAGAAAUUGAAACUCAGCAAUUGCGCGAAGCAUUCACACCAUUCGGCGAAAUCUCCGACUGUCGCGUGGUGCGCGAUCCACAAACCUUGAAGUCGAAGGGCUAUGGCUUUGUGUCCUUCAUCAAGAAAUCGGAAGCCGAGAGCGCCAUUACGGCCAUGAAUGGCCAGUGGCUUGGCUCCCGUUCAAUUCGCACGAAUUGGGCCACACGGAAACCGCCGGCGAGUAAAGAGAACAUCAAGCCAUUGACCUUCGACGAGGUCUACAAUCAGAGCAGUCCCUCCAAUUGCACCGUUUACGUGGGCGGCGUCAACAGCGCCCUCACCGCCCUCAGCGAGGAGGUCCUCCAGAAGACCUUCGCCCCCUUCGGCGCGAUACAGGAGAUCCGCGUCUUCAAGGACAAGGGAUACGCCUUCGUGCGGUUCUCCACUAAGGAGGCCGCCACCCACGCCAUCGUCGGCGUCCACAACACGGAGAUCAACGCGCAGCCCGUGAAGUGUUCGUGGGGCAAGGAGAGCGGCGACCCCAACAACGCACAGACCAUCGCCACGCAGGCGCUGAACAGUGCUGCUGCCGCCGCCGCUGGUUUCCCGUACGGAGUGGGUGCGGCUGCCGCCGCCGCCGCCUACGGACAGCAGCUGGCCGCCACGGGCUGCUGGUACUCGCCCACGCCCACCUACCCGGCCUCCUCGGCCACGGCGGCAGCGGUGACCCCGGCGGCGGCCAGUGCAGCGGCCGUGCAGAACCAGUUCCUGCAGGGCAUCCAGGGCUACCACUUUGGCCAGUACGGCGGCUACCAGCAGGGAUACAUGGGGAUGGGCGUGCAGAUUCCCGCCACCUGGCAAGGCGUCACCCAGGCGCAGAUCUCCCCCGCCCAGCAGCUGGCAACGGGCGUGGCCGGCACCGCCAUUCCGCAGGCCGCCGGCGUGGUGGCCUAUCCGAUUCAGCAGUUCCAAGUGAGCCCACAGGUUUAUCCUCUACUCUUGCAGGCACAGUAAACGCAAAAGCCAAACCGAAAAUCCAAACCAAAAUUUUUAAGUACAGCCGCAAUUUUCUGAACAGAAACAAAACCAAACUGAGCUGUAAAUAAAUGCGAAGCGCAGAACACACAAAUUGCAAACAAUUGAUGGCAACUUGAAGUUUGGCGAUAUUAGAGAGCUGCACCCCAGAAACAAACGCAAGCGCGAAUGCAAAAUCCAAAUCCCACACCCGCAAAGUAUAUAUCUAAACAUAUAUAUAACUAGAGCAUAAAUAUCUGUCAACGCCCUUUGAAUAAGCAUCGGGGAAGCAAACAAUUAUUAUGUAUAUGCAAAAGCAAGAAAGCCAACAUAUUUUUAACCCUAGUUGCUUACACCACACAACCACUCACACACACAGUCUCUCUCACACACACACACUUCGUACCACAUAUUUUAAUGCUUUAUGUAAAUGUGUUGGAGCACUGCGCGUAAAAAAACAAAAAAAUAACAACAGCAAUUAAUUGAAGAAGCCAAAAGAAGAAUUUGCCGACCGAAGUGGCGAGCGUAAAUAAAGGGGGUACAAUUUGGCCGAAGGAUAACAUAUAUCGAGUGGGUUGUAGCAGCCUAAAUCAAACACAGUCGCGGCAUUAAAUUAAAAUAAACAUAAUUAAAAAUGCGUUAAAAUUAAUUACGCGCACACAGACGUGCACACAUGUAUGCAAGUAAAUAUUUGUGUGUGUGUGCAAACAGUCCUUAACCCCACAUCAUCCUCCUCACAGCAGGACCCGCAUCACUUUGUAUUGCCUACUUUUGUGCGCAGUUUGGUUUUAGCUUAGCACACACACACAUACACACACUCGAACACUACUUUCACGGGGCGAGUGAAAGCAGGGAUUAUGCCUAUUUACAUUUAAACUCCUUAAGGGAGUUACGAGUUUCAAGGGAUGAGACAAAUCCGCUUUCACUCGCCCAAAACACUUAGCACUAGUGCCUAUAACUACGAUAGAUGAUACUGCUUAGAAACAACUGCCAGCAAUCGGGCCAAGUGCAGUUGGUUGGCCAACUCAGUCGUCUUGUCCUGCUAUCAUUUCCUAUAGAAUGCAACUGAAAGUUCACGCACUCACACCGAUUUGUGAUCGAUCAGCAUCGAAAGCCAGGUUCCUACACACGCACACUCACACGGUCUCACCAGCACUCGCAGUUCGUAUCUGAAGUAUCUGAAUAUAUAGUAGUCGUACGAAAGUCCAGGAAAGUCCAGCCAGCCUGAAAACCUCAGAAUGUUGAAUCUUGCUUCAUUUCUCCUUCAGUUAUCUCCAUACUUUCAACAAGCGCUUCACGAGAGCCAUGUACAAAGCAGCCGCAAAAAUGUUUCAAACUCCCUCCAACAACUUACUCUUAACACGCCAGAAUUAACCCAUGUUUGUACACGUUACGUUUAUGGUUUUAUUUCAGUUGCCAGAGGAGGAGUGGCUAGCUGCAAAUUUGUUGUGUUAGUUCUCUGUUGUUUAGGCCAAACGAAAGCGAUAAGGAAACCCAAACCAAAUCAAACCGAAACCGAAAACAAAACCUAACAAAAACCAAUAACGAAAACGAAAACGAAACCGAUAGCGAAACCAAACCGAAACCGAACCGAUAACCAAACAGAAUAUCCAAGUAGCUAAAAAUAUAUAUACCCACGGUAUGAGUAUGAGUAAUAUAGAGCGGGCAGACUCCCCUACGCAAGUAAAAUAUAUUGAAACAAUCAAAGUAUGCCAUCGAAUGAUAUUAAUUGAUAUUAGCUAAUCGAGCAUAGCCGUAAUAAAGUAGAUAUUAUCGCCUAAUCAUGUAAGCCAAUAAACACACUUGCAGCCCAACAACCAGAGAAAGAUUCGCAGGCAGUGGGAAGAGCAGCCGACACACACAGGACUCGAAAGUCGAGGCGAGCAUUAAUCAACUUAUAGACAACACGACACUCUCACACGAAGCUGUAGGAUCGGGAAUUUCAGAAGGUAGUACAUGAAUGUGAAACAUAAGUAGUCAUAUGAAAACAAAACUAAAUGUAGAGUAUAUAUGGUAAAUGUAAAGUGGUAAAGCCUAGACUUAGAGUUAGAGGUCGUCGAUAAGUGCAUAGAGUAUACAGCGUAUGCAUUAAACGACAUGCUUAUAUAACAUAUACGGCCGUAUAGCUACACUCACACCAACCCAGCGCCCUCACACAUACACUCACAAACUAACACAGUCACACAGACACACACGGUGUUCACAUACGGAGGAGAAAAACUAAAUGCCAGCGGCGUAUGGCAAAUGAUAUUUAUUGUAUAUUGUGUUGUAUGCGUUGGAUGAUAAAUCACAAAUAGAUGUUCGAAACGAAAACCAAUUAAACGACGACAACAACAAGCAAGAAUCCCAAGUAAUAGAAAUAGCAAUACGCAUACGUAACGUAAUCGCAAUCGCAAUCGCAGUGGCAGUCGCAGUCGCAGUCACAUUCGCAUUCGCAUAUAUUCGUAUUCGUACGUAUCGGACAAUUAGGCUGCAAAGGACGAAGGACGAGGCUUGAUUUGCAUUUGACACGCCCCAAUCCCCAGCGACUGGCAGCGUGGAAUUUGUUAUGUCAUUUUUUAGUGGAAUUUUUCGCAGCAAACGGGGCAGAGCAUUUAGUUACUCGGGUGUGGCCCAGCACCAGUAAAUGUCUAUUGAUAAUACCCACACUGAACACGUAUAUAUAUGUUCACAGGAUGCGCUCACUCAGUCCGAGAGGAGGGGUUAGGGGAUUUUAACCGAUGAUCGCAGGAUCGGCAGGACACAUGGUCCUUUGGGGCAGUCGUACUGUAUAUUUAAAUGUUUUUAGCACUAGAACUUAGAGGAACUACGUGGCGCAUGGCAUGCGACUUAGAUGUAGAUGUGAUUUUAAAGAGGGCGGGAUUGGGCCGGAUUAAUGCAAGCGAGGGAGUGAAGCUGACAAAUGCAUUUUUGUUUUUUGUUGUUACUUUAUUUUCUAGAAAUUUUGUUGAGUGAAAAGCGAGAACAAAAAUUUGAAACAUUGUUGACCAAACGAAAAAUAAAAAGUAAAAAAGAGAUAAAAUAAUCGUAAAACAGUUUUGCAGAAAACAAAAAUUUGGCUAGGAAAACAAAAAGGAAAACAUUUAUAAGUGAAAAGUUUAUAGUUAAGACAGAAAACCAAAAAAAAUAUUAUCGGUUUGUUUGUUAAUGUUUGCGCUACAUAUCAGUAAAGAGUUAAAAUGGGUAGUUGGCACGUAGAAAUAGAGAAGAGUUGGAAACUAAAUAAGAAACCAUAACUGUGGAAGGUAAAAGCAUAAAACAAAGCUGACGAAGACGACGAACUAAAUAAUAUACAAAUAUAAAAGAAUUCAAAAUACGAGUAUAUGGAUAACAGCUGUAACUGUAUGUAUUUAUGUUGUGUAACUAUAAAAUGUGCUAAGUCAUUUAUAUACGUCUAUAUAUAUAUAUAUAUAUGAACAUAUACAAAGUAUUUAUACACAUGGAAGCCCACGUCACAUCUCGUAUACCGCAAGAAGGACUAAUCCCGCUAGAGGGAUGGCCCAAAACAAACCACUACAAAAGUACUGUGUAGCUGCACUAUAUUGCCCGAUGAUGAUUAUUAUUAUUCAUCGACUCAGGUUCUGUUCCGAUCAUAGCCCAUUGCCGCCAUUAGUCAAGCAUAAUUCAAUUCCGAGUCCUGCGCUUUGAGUUACUAAUUCGGUUUGGAGUCAAAUCCAACUACACACUGAAACGAUUGCAGUUAUUAACCAUAAACUACAAUUACCAAUUAGUCAAUUCGAAGUGUAAUUAACUGGAGUGCUGAAACAGGAGCAGUUAGCAAAAUUUACCACACGCAACGCGAAAAACAGGCGCUGCAUGUGGGGCACAUAGCGUAAAUUAAACUAGACGAGGGGAGAACAAAUUUUAACGAGAUCCAGUUGCAGCGAGGCGAAACCGAAUCCGAAACCGAAACAGAAAAUCAAUCAAAUAAAAGUAUUAUCUAAGCUACAAACAAUUAUAUAUAUUUACAUGCAGGCAGACCCUUCAAGCGAACGGCAGGCAGUGCAUACUAUUUAUCCGAGUUCUGAGUGUGUUUCCGUAACUUUAAUCACACACCAGCCGAGGAUGAGACAGGAUCUAAUUUACAGGCAGACACAGAGCAGAAAUAUUAUAUUAUUGAACGUACUAGCCACGAGGACCGUUGGAACCAAAUCAAAUUCACUACAAUCCGCGCAGGCAACCCGGGAUAUUUUUGUGCAAUAAACCAAACGGAUUGAAGGGCAUGUUAUGCAAUUAAAAUUACACUAAGAUUGUAAACAAAUCAAAUGCAAAUGUAGAAAAAAUCAAACGAUGAGCAAACAACCAAAAGCUGCUAACAAAACAAACAUCAAAAGGAAAACAAAAGCUAAACCGAAAAAGUUUUGGAAGGCAUUCGACACGAGGACAGAACACACACAAAUACAGAUACAGACAUAGAUAUCGAUAUUAUACGAACAAUAUAUAUAUAUAUAUAUAUACACACAUAUAUAUAUACAGACGUAAAAUAUGAUAAGUAAAUAGCAAAUAACUAAAGUAAACAAAGUAUAGAUAUCGACUGCAGUAUUGCAAAUAUUUUGUAGAAAUUUAAGCAUGUUUGAGUGUGUUUUAGGACAAGGACUAGAAAACACAAAGGCGAAAGGCAAACAGGAUGAAAAAAUCGAAAACAUUGUAGCGGAAUAUAAGGGCCGAGAACAUAAGCAAACAACCAAACAAAAAACCAACAACAAAAACCAAAAAAACAACAGCAAGAACAAAGCCGAAAAUUGGAAACCUAAUGCAUAAGCUAAGUAUUAAAUAUACACAAAACAGAAAUAUAUAUACAACUUAAAUACGGCAUCACAAGUCACACACACAUACACACAUACAAAACGGCAUUUGCAUAAGAAAACACACAAGUGAAACAACGUAACGAAUAUUAAAAGAGUUAAUCAAAUUAAGCAUAACAAGAAAUUCAAAAGGAAAAUAUUUAUAGUUGAAAAACAAACAAAUAAAAACCAGGAUAAUUUGGUUGCGUAUUUGUAUACCAACGCGCCAAAGAAACCCGAAAACCCAGCAGCGAAAUGCAAGCAAAUAUUAUACAACAAUGUCAGCGAGCGAAGAGGUCACCAUUUAAUCGAGGAGGUUUCGACGAAGAGGUGACCCCGACAGGUGGGGAAGGUUUUAGAGCUAGACGCUGGGUUGCCACAAGAGGCGAUACGCAUAGAGAAAUUAUACUUAGGUGACGCAAGAAAAAAAAAAAAACACAAAAAUAACACAGAAACAAGAGUGUAAUAACAAACAAGAGAUGAGAAUGGCGUGAAGAAAAAACAAAGAACAACUGCAACAUAGAAAUGAUGAAUAAGUAAAUAUACCGAAUAAACAACAAAAAUUAUAUUAUGUAUACAUAAAUAUAUUGAAAGAAAACAAAUAAAAACGAACAAAAAAAUUUUGUAAAAAUAA